Branchiostoma floridae (Florida lancelet) is the source of this 1402-nucleotide messenger RNA. RefSeq lists its product as uncharacterized. Gene Ontology annotation, biological process: homophilic cell-cell adhesion; L-serine biosynthetic process. Gene Ontology annotation, molecular function: O-phospho-L-serine:2-oxoglutarate transaminase activity; calcium ion binding; pyridoxal phosphate binding. The record is from RefSeq and is a predicted model, not a curated record. Gene Ontology annotation, cellular component: membrane; cytoplasm. Bases 323 to 1402 code for a protein of 359 amino acids. The transcript has 2 exons. NCBI's taxonomy places the organism in Eukaryota, Metazoa, Chordata, Leptocardii, Amphioxiformes, Branchiostomatidae.
GUCACGUACCGACUACUUCCUCUCGUGGAAGGAAAACUGAAAACAACUCUAGACGUGACGUGGCGGAACAGGUUUUGCAGUUAGGUCGGACGCCUUUUGCUAGUCACCGGUUCCAAUGCUCGACCGAGUAGAACCGCUGAGGAUCUAAGUUGAAAACUUCGAUCAGUCCUAAAGAAGAGUUGACUCCAGCCAAACAAUGAGGAGCAAAGAGAAGAAACAGUGAGUGACUUCCUCAAAGAAGCAGGUGACUAGAAUGAAAGAAUUGACCAAUUACUAGCGAAAGGAAACGGGGACCAGAUGAUCAUUGCGCAACAAAGAGAGGAUGUUGCUGCGCGCUACGUUGUAUGUUGUACUGUUAGGGUCCAGGUUGCUACUUGGCGUCAACAUUUCUGAUGAAUGUUUCAUUUCGGUCGGACUUAUCGAAAUACCCGAGGAUAUGUCAGUCGGUAGCACGGUGGUGCGACUGAGACAUUGUCUUGUCGCCAGCGGCGUGAGUUCUACAGAAGACGACAACGGAGCGUUUUGGUCAAUGAACAUCACCACAGGGGACGAUUCGAGGCGGUUUGGGGUUGGUGAUGAGGACGUAAAGUUGAUCGUGGCGGCUCCGCUGGACCACAAGGUGCAACCGCAGUACAACCUGACGGUGGAGCUGACAAACACCGGGGACAAGAACGUUCUCUACGUUACCCUUGUCAUCGUAGUGACAGACGUACCGGGAUACCCGCCAUUCUAUAACAAACGGUGCGAAACACCCGUCCUUCCGGACAUAGAGAGAAAUGGUUAUCAUACUCUUGUCAGUAGUGACGGAUUUUAUGCUUCAAUUAACGGAGAAGAAAUUACGUCGUAUGGCGACUAUCUUCAGAACUUUUUACCGAGGCACUUCUGGGCUAACUUUAUCUUGAAAGGCGAUUGUUCCUUACAAUUCGCUGUUAGCUUGAGAGAAUUAGGUAGUGAUCUGGAAUUAAUUGCCCCAGUGCUUAAAGAGCAAGGUAGGGUCGAACUCAAAUGUUAUGACCAAGAGUGGAAGAGCAAAGGGAAGAUCACAGCAGCUUAUAUCUCUCACAAGGACGACCUGCCCCGAUGGGUAUUUAGUAGUCAGUUCCGUAAUGAAGAAGGUGCUCAGUUCUUCUUUGCUGUAGAGUUGAAUGAGACAUGGACCACAUCAUCAUACUGGCUACGAUGUGGCGCUAACGUCCCAUUGUUCGGGGGACCAGUGCUGUUCGAGUGGACAUUUGAGUACAACAUUACAGGAUGUCCCAAGGGCCGGUUCGGUUUGUACUGUGACAAGGACUGUAAUUGCGAGAACGGAGCUCGUUGUCAUGGCUUUAACGGUGCCUGUGAGUGCCGUCCGGGCUGGAGAGGAAGGGCCUGUGAUAUACCCUGGCCUGAGGUCGUCAUUUAG